Culicoides brevitarsis is the source of this 699-nucleotide messenger RNA. It is a transcript of the gene MED11, whose product is annotated as mediator of RNA polymerase II transcription subunit 11. Lineage: Eukaryota; Metazoa; Arthropoda; Insecta; Diptera; Ceratopogonidae. Gene Ontology annotation, cellular component: mediator complex. Bases 82 to 639 code for a protein of 185 amino acids. Gene Ontology annotation, biological process: regulation of transcription by RNA polymerase II. Gene Ontology annotation, molecular function: transcription coregulator activity. The transcript has 2 exons. The record is from RefSeq and is a predicted model, not a curated record.
AUUCAUCAAAACAAUCAAAUCCGGCUUGUAAUCGUUUAUUUUUCGCAUUUUUCAUCAAUUUUAACCACUUUUCCGGCAAUCAUGGCAACUCGAAACCCUUUAGACAAGAUCGAAAUCUUGGAUUCCAUUGAAAAAGACAUCAUCACAUGUUUAACGAGUGCAGGCAGCGUUUUGCAAGAACUCGGCAAAGAUAAAUCCAGUCUCAAGUCUGUCGAGAACCACACGACGCAAUUUUUAAAGUCCCUGAAUCUCGUGGAGACUAAACUCACGGAACAAGUCAAUUAUCUCACGCAAGUUAGUACGGGACAACCGCACGAAGGCUCAGGCUAUGCUUCCGCCAAAGUGCUCCAAAUGGCAUGGCAUCGAAUUCAUCACGUGAAGAGUCGAGUGCGCGAAUUGGACGAAUCAAAGACAAAAUAUUUGCAAAAUCAGGCACGUUCGCGGAUGAUUGGUGGCGUGACGCCGGGUCAAAGUGCCGCGCAAAACGGUAAUAUGGGAGUCGUGAAUGCAGCAAAUGCUGGAAAUCAACAGCAGCAGCAACAACAACAGCAGCCGAUGCAGCAAGGAGGCGGCGGGGGAUCAACUCCGGUGCAACAACAGCCGAACGGGGGAAGUGGAGGGACGCAAUCUACCUCUUAAAUUAAUUUUUAAGAUUUUUUUUUAGUAUUAAAUUUUUAAUUUUAUUCAUUUUUGUCAUUA